Molecule: messenger RNA, 384 nt
Organism: Cryptococcus amylolentus CBS 6039
Lineage: Eukaryota; Fungi; Basidiomycota; Tremellomycetes; Tremellales; Cryptococcaceae
Exons: 1
Coding region: 1-384 (127 amino acids)
Source: RefSeq, a predicted model, not a curated record
AUGUCUGACGACGAAAACGACCGAACCAACACCACCCCCUCCUUCGAGACCAACAACAAAUCUAUUUCAGACCGCUACCCAGUACACACCCACGGAUACGCUUCCAACGACCUCACAAGCGCCAUCAACGAAAUGUUCGGCAACAUCGUCGAGACAGUGAUCACUGAAUUCCCCGAACUUGACAUUGAGCGCAAGAGCGCUUUGGCUAAUAAUAUGAUUACGCGUGAUCUUCGGUGGGCGGGGAUGUCGGUGAAUAGUAUCGAUAUCUCUAUCAAUGGAAGUGCGUUCGCCCCAGCGACGGGGUCGGUGAUGGAAGAAGAGAAUGGAGCCGAGGAUGAGGCGGUGGAAGGAGGGCUAGGGGUAGAGAAUCUGAACAUCAGUUGA